AUGCAGUGGGCCGGCAAGCAGUUGAAGCGCUUCUUCCAGCCUAAGCCGGCUGAUGAAUCUCCUCGCCGCCCGACGGCCGAGGCUCAUCCACAGGAGUCUCGAACAAAGGGCCAGCUGAAAGAAGAGGCAGUGAGAUUGAAAAGCCAACUUGACGCCUUGACUGCGGGACUGGAAGUUUCUGUUGUGAAUGGGACUUGGGUUCAACGCUUCAUUGAUCUGCACCAGCAGCACCUGGAGAUUGGCUGUCGACUGGAGGAUGGCACCGUAAAUGUGCAGGCAGAGGUCAAGCGGCUGCAGCACGUUUUGGCCCAUUCCAAAGUCGUGGCGGCGCUGGACACACCCGGGUUGUACCGCGGACGGACUGGCCAUUUAGGGCCGCCAGCGCGACGGACGGACGUUUUCAGCUCGAGCUUAGAUGAUGACAGUGAUGAGGCAGUGGCACCCGGCGUGAAUGGUCAUCCGGCGAGACAAGGUCAAGCAGCGAAAGGUUCCGGAGAGGAUCACGACGACCUGGAGCGCUCGUAUGAUGCUUUUGACACUUUCCACGCGGCAGGUGGCUCGUUUCAGCCGCCUUCGCGCCAAACGAAUCAGGCCGAGAAGUCUGGACGUGCGCAGGAAGUAGACUCAGUAGACUCUGCAACAGCAGCACGCGCGGCAGCAGCGCGCAAAGCGGAAGAA
This is a messenger RNA of Symbiodinium necroappetens, 678 nucleotides long. NCBI's taxonomy places the organism in Eukaryota, Dinophyceae, Suessiales, Symbiodiniaceae. The record is from the annotation of a GenBank genome assembly.